Messenger RNA from Zygosaccharomyces rouxii, 987 nucleotides. RefSeq names its product Ctk2p (gene CTK2). Gene Ontology annotation, cellular component: nucleus; cyclin/CDK positive transcription elongation factor complex. Gene Ontology annotation, molecular function: cyclin-dependent protein serine/threonine kinase activator activity. Gene Ontology annotation, biological process: regulation of transcription by RNA polymerase II; positive regulation of DNA-templated transcription, elongation. The record is from RefSeq and is a predicted model, not a curated record. Bases 1 to 987 code for a protein of 328 amino acids. The transcript has a single exon. NCBI's taxonomy places the organism in Eukaryota, Fungi, Ascomycota, Saccharomycetes, Saccharomycetales, Saccharomycetaceae.
AUGUCAACUAAAUUUGACACACAGCUGCUUCUUUCCCGGCCGUACUUGACUAAGAGAGAACUCACAAGGCUUCAAAGAGACUCCAUAACCGAUCGACGUACUUAUAACCAGAAGAAAUUAGCUGUUAUUAAGUUUAUGAGUGAAAUAUGUUUACAAUUGAAUUUUCCACGUAGAACGUUAGAAACCGCCAUAUAUUUUUACCAGAGAUAUCACGUCUUCAACAGAUUUGAGACUGAAUUAUGCUAUACAGUGGCUACUAGCAGUCUUCUAUUAAGUUGUAAGCAAGUGGAAACUAUUAAGAAAGUAAAUGAACUCUGCAGUGUUUCGUUGAGGUUAAGAAAUGUGCCUAAACCAAGUUCUGAAAUGUUAGAUAAUUUUAAGAAAGGUGUAUUCCAAAUUGAACUUCGAAUAUUAGAAUCUUGUUCAUUUGACUACAGAACAAACAAUUUUCUUCACAUUGAUGAAUGCGUAGUUAAGUUUGGCAAAACUUUUAAUUUAGACUAUCAGGUGUGUCUACUGGCAUGGGUCAUAGGAUAUGAUGUUUUAAAAUUGGACACUCUUUUAACGAUUCCCCAACAUACGAUUGCAUUAGCUGUAUUGAAGAUUGCCUAUCAAAUUUUAACACCUGGAUCAGAUUGGUUUCAAUUGGUAGCCAGACGUAAUUUGGAAACAGAUAAAUACUCGUUGAACGAGGCCUAUUUCGACAUUUUAAAUUUCUACAUCAAUUCAUUUGAUAUAUGUGAUCUCAAAAAUAAUAUACCCCCAGGUAUAAGUUAUUUUGGAUUGGAAAAGUUUAUUGAAUUAAAGAAAAAUGCAGGCCCUGAAUUUGGUCUUCACGAUUUUAAUGAAAAAGAUAUUGAAAUGGAUCCAUAUUUCACUUCACAUCGUGAUUAUUCAGUACGAGAAAGAAGAUAUGUGCUUUCACCUAAACUAGUUCAAGAUGAAAUCAAAACUAAUUCAUCUAAUACCGUUGGUGGUAGAGUAUGA